Messenger RNA from Cladocopium goreaui, 1071 nucleotides. NCBI's taxonomy places the organism in Eukaryota, Dinophyceae, Suessiales, Symbiodiniaceae. The record is from the annotation of a GenBank genome assembly.
AUGUGGAUUGGUGGCCGAAAGGGUAGGAUAGGCCUUCAAGGUGGAAGUCCUGGAAAUGUUCGCGCCCAUUCCGGAGAUUUGCCCAUCGCCCCUGAGUCUGGCGGUGCAGGGCCAGGGCGUCGAAAUCUCUACGCCAUGUUGCUGAAGGGUGCUGGAGAAGGUAUGGCUGGAGCACACUUGGAAGUGAAACCAAACGCAUGGAAGAGCGCCUCAAACUUUGUGGUGGGUCAGUCGGGGGGUUCAGUCCAGCCCCCACGUGCUCCACCACCAGACUUCCCGCCGUGGGUUCACGUCGACUCCCAUUUGUGCUACAAGGCAACAUCUGGUAAGACCAUGGAAGUCAUUGUGAAAGAGAUUUCAGUGGACAAGGGCAGUGUGAAGAUUGUUUUUGCCGAGAACGAAAAGAUUUGGAAAACCAUCCCUAUCAGCACUAUCACCAGCAAGGACAAUCCCUUGCUGGGCCAAUGGGGCGCUGAGCAACGGGACCGCCGGGUCAAGAAAAAACCAGGAGACGAAGGACUCAAGCAGUUGGUGCGGGAUGCUAUUGAUGCCGUCCAAGGCGAGCGAUCCGCUGCAGGUGCUGUGGAGUUGCGUUUGCCCUUCCCAUCUUUCUGUGGGCGCAGCUUAACACGGACGGUUCAUGAUUUGGACACCGCCAUCCAAGAUUGGAUGGGGCAACAUGGAAAGCCGCUGGCCCUUGCAAGGGUCAAAAGCAGUUUGCAACUGAGCAGCUUUCAAUCAGCUGACGAUAGCCUUUGUGUGACUCUUCGCUUGUCUGAUGGUUCUGAGGCAGUGGGUUCCUAUCGCCAGGAUUUCCAGCAGCCCCUCCAAAAACUCAAGGAGCUGAGAGCCUUGCACCAGCUGCGAGGGGAUGAGGUUUUCAAAGCAGCGAGGAUCGGGAGGAUCUGGAAGCUUGAAGAACUGAUCAGCCUCAACUGGGGUAUCCAAUUGGUGGCCUUUAGCCCAUGCUCAUACUCACCAGUUGCCAGAGAUCGUCCUCCAAGUGGUGUCAAACCGUACCUGACUCGAUUCCACUGGAGAAACGGAGCAUGGCACUGGAUCCACACGUGA